Candidula unifasciata is the source of this 309-nucleotide messenger RNA. NCBI's taxonomy places the organism in Eukaryota, Metazoa, Mollusca, Gastropoda, Stylommatophora, Geomitridae. The record is from the annotation of a GenBank genome assembly.
AUGGCUGACAAGUCAACGAACACUCUUCCAUUGUCUAGAGUAAAAACAAUCAUGAAAAGUUCUCCAGAGGUGUCCAGUAUAAGCCAAGAAGCUCUCCACUUAACGGGAAAAGCAACGGAGCUGUUUAUUCAAGCACUGGCCAAAUUCUCCUACCAACAGAGCAGUGAUAAGUCCAGCCUGAAGUACAGGGACCUGGCAGAGAUUGUUAACUCUGAGGACACACUGCAGUUUUUACAUGAUAUUGUUCCACGGAAAAUUAAAGCCAAAGAGUAUCUGAAGAUUUUGGAGGAAUCUGAGGAUGCAGAAUGA